UGCACACCCACCGGUAAUUUGACGAGGACAGGCUCACUGCUUUCCUAAAAUAACUCCUUUCCCCCCGCCUGACCCCCUCAGUUACUGAAGCUUCUUUUCCCCACAGCUCCCAGCAUGCCAGGGAGUGGCAGGGAGAGCCAGGCUGUUUUCUUUAGGACUGGGGCUGGGCAGAGAGUUGCAGAGUGGACACCAGUGAAGAGCUGAAGAGUAAUUGACCUGAAGACUGAAAGCUGAGGAGAAAGAUUACAGUGAAGGAGGAUUUAGGCUGGAGUUAUGAGGGUGGGAGCUGUGACUUUGGCUGGGGGGAUAUUUGGGGUAGUUGGGACUUUGUGUUUCUUCCUAGCCUUUGGUACAGACUACUGGCUUGUAGCCAGUGACGACUGUGGACCGUAUACAUGGUCGACACAAACAACACUGACAGGAGAAAAAGAUGCCAAUGGAACUGAGAUCCAGUUAGUGGAAGCUGUCACUGUUUCUCCUCCAUCUCUCACUCUGCACCACGAGGGCUUCUUCUGGCGAUGUGUGUUUCAGGUGGAGCCCACAGCACAUGCAGUCCUGGCCACUCUCUUCACAAACCAGCCAGAAUCCAAGGUCUGUGUUCAGGGUUACCUCUUCCCUCUGCCUGUUGCACUUGGACAGGUGCCUCAUCCAAGUUAUGAUGCUACAGCAGUGUUUCGGGGUUUCUGGACCGUGCUGAUAAUCCUUGGCCUGGUCGCAGCUCUAACUGGAGGCUUCCUCUUGGUCUGUGGUGUUCCCUUCAUCAGCCACAAACUGUACAAGCUGGGCGGCGCUUUCCUCAUCACUGCUGCCUGCUUGUUCCUGUUCAUGCUGCUGCUCUACGUACUGUGGAUGGAGGUGGUGGAGGUGAAGCGCUACAUGCUGCAGGAGAGAGGAGAGGCAUGUCCACAUGCACAGGUUUCAGUACUGUAUGGCCUGUCGUUCAUGGUGGCGGCUGCCGGCGUGCCUCUGGAGCUCAUCUCUGGGUUGAUCUUCAUGCUGGUGGGCCGUGCGCUGCAUGCCAGCAAGUGAGCUUGCCAUCUGGCCUGUAGGGGAAGAAAGGACUGACCUUUUUACGUCCUGCAACUGGGACUCAGCAGAACACUUGUGGGAUGUAAAUACUGGCUGGAAAGACAUGACCAAUAUUACAGCACCACCCUUUGGAUGUCAAGUAGCAUGCAGUCAGAGAUACUGAUUUGGUGUAUCAGUUUUCUAUAACUGGUUUUCUAUAAAAAAAUCAGUAAGUAUUAUAGUAUAAUAAUACCAGAAUAAGUCAUUGUUACAUUUUGAUUAAUAUAGUGUGAUAAGAAUAUGACAGUGAGCAAUAUAUGAUGUGCCAAGACUGUUUUUUUUCCUAAACAAUAUUGCAUGAGUAAUAAUAUUAUAGGUGAGAAAUGUAUGGGUGAACCAGCUGUGUCCCCCAUCCUGAUUUUGGCACACGAUCAAAGUAAGGGAGGAAUGGUUGGAUGAACUGGGGACAGAAACGGUAGCUUUGGAUAGAGGGUGGGGGUGGGGGUGGAGCAGGAGAGGGAUGGAUAUAGGGCGGAUAGAGAAAGAAUUGAUGCUUGUAGGGGGGCACAAGGGGGCUUUGAGAAAUGAACAGCUGUUUGUGGGUUUGGUUGGUAUACAGCAGGCUGGCCACCUGCCCCCUUCACCCCAAUCACAUUUCACUCCCUCACUGAAAUCCUUAUGCUCUCUCUUUUCUGACUCACACUGUUAUAUUUCUCUGUCCCACCCUACAUAUUUACAUUUAUUAUUACCCCUACCCCUAAAAUUCAGAAACCCUUGCCUCUAAAAGAUCUAAUCUACUGACACACAUCCAUUGCACACACAGACAACAUGGCCCACUGUUCUUUCUUUUCCUCAGUCUUAUCCAAAUGGGAAGCACAGCACUUGUGAUUGUAUCAUAACUACCACAAUAUUAGAUCAUCCUACUCUUUCAUUGGUCUGAAUGGGCAGCGUGUGGAAACAAGCGGGUGGACUCUCAAUCACACAUAUCAGCUUUCAUCUGUUCUACUGAGGAGCAGGAGUGGAGGUGGUGGGGUGGGGGAUGUUUGCUUCAAAGAACUCACUGAUCAAACACAUAAAACUACCCGUUCAAUAACACACACACACACACACACAUGCUGUGAUCAAACUGUCCAGAACACACCAAUGUUAAUUAUUGAAAGAAAUUGCAUUUUUUAACUGCACAUACACAGCGGAUCCUAGAUCUGACUUGUGUAAGAAAGUGUACUGAGUGAGUGUAAUGCUGUAAUAUUACACCAUAGCCAUCAAAUGCUAUAGGUCAGGAGUUUACUGUGUUGCCUGUGAUGUCAGAGGAUACCCUCUAAUUUUGGUACAUCGUGGUUGUGGUCUUUUACAUGAUUGUUACUGGUUAUUCAACACGUGAUUUUAUUUAAGUCUGUGAUGAUAAUUUCUGAUAAACAUGACAGCUAUAUGAUAUAUAGAAUAGUCUGUGUAAUUUGUCUGCAACAGCAUGAUUGCUGCCUUGCUUGGCUAGGAAACUUUGGAAGAACUGUUUUAAUCUCAAUGAAGCUUUCAUGGUAAAUAAUGCUUUAAUUGUUUGUAAGUUUUUAAAUAAAAGUGUUUCAAUAAAACAAAACAAAAAAGUAAA
Messenger RNA from Siniperca chuatsi (mandarin fish), 2614 nucleotides. RefSeq names its product transmembrane protein 182-like. NCBI's taxonomy places the organism in Eukaryota, Metazoa, Chordata, Actinopteri, Centrarchiformes, Sinipercidae. Gene Ontology annotation, cellular component: membrane. The coding region runs from base 274 to 1029 and encodes 251 amino acids. The record is from RefSeq and is a predicted model, not a curated record. The transcript is spliced from 5 exons.